UCUCAGACUUAUCGGCUGAGCAUCCUCAGCUGCAUACUUAGUUGCGCGUCUUGAAAGUUUCCUCGACUGCCCACUCUUGCCAUGCGGUAUUAUGAACAGAGAUAUCCAGAAGUCGACGAGCUCGUUAUGGUCCAAGUCCGCCAGAUCGCGGAAAUGGGCGCAUAUGUUAAACUGCUCGAAUACGACAACAUCGAGGGAAUGAUUCUCCUUUCAGAGCUUUCCCGUAGACGUAUCCGAUCAAUACAAAAGCUCAUCCGUGUUGGCCGUAAUGAAGUCGUAGUGGUACUUCGUGUGGACAGGGAAAAAGGUUACAUUGAUCUAUCAAAACGUCGUGUCUCCCCCGAGGACAUCAUCAAGUUCAAAGCUGUCGCAUCGAUCAUGCGGCAUGUUGCGUCGAAGCUACCAUCGAUGGAUGCAGACGCUGCUAUUUCCCCAGAGGACGAGGCGGUGGAGAAGGAGACGAAGAAGUCUAGGCGCGCGGCGAAGAAGGACAAUCCUGAGGAGGCUGCGGCUGCCAUGGCUGCUGAGGAGGCCGCUGUGCCGCACGACGGGUCGAACGAGGAAGAAAGGUUGGAAAAACUGUAUGAGCAAGUAGCAUGGCCACUUGGUCAUAAAUAUGGCCACACAUAUGAUGCGUUUAAGCUUGCUUUGACCGAGCAAGAAACUGUAUUUUCCUCCAUUCCAAAUCCUGUCUCAUCAGCAGCCAUAUCUAUCCUAAUGGGCACCAUUGCACGACGGUUGACACCCCAGCCUAUCAAGCUGCGCGCUGAUAUCGAGCUCACAUGCUACACUCCUGCCGGCAUCGACGCCAUCAAAAAGGCUCUGAGGGCCGGUGAAGCGCAAAGCAACGAAACUGUGCCGAUUAAAGCCAAGCUUGUAGCCCCUCCACUUUACGUUCUCAGCACAAACGCAACAGACAAGUACGCUGCUGUUGAUCGUUUGGAACGAGCGAUCGAGUCGAUUCUGGGCACGAUCGAGGGUCAAGGUGGAAACCUAGUUGUAAAGAUGAAGCCAAAAGCUGUCUCUGAGACAGAAGAGCAGGAUCUCGCACAGCUCAUGGCCAAAGCAGGUCAAGAGAAUGCAGAGGUCUCUGGUGAUGAAGAUGACGAGGAGGGGGCCUAGUUCAUUCUUUGUGGCCUCAAGUACAUUUCUUGAUGAUAGCAGCAUACUUCGAACCAGAUUGUUUCCUGAGGCCUAGGUGUGUUGAAUUUUGCCUUGAGGGUGUGGCGUGAAGUUGUGAAUCCUCCAGAAAGUCUGAGAGUCGUGGAUUCAUGCUUCAGUGUGAUGGCAGAUAGAAGCCCCACUUAAUUCUGAUUUUAUUCUGUCAUUUUGUUUCUCCAAUUUAUGAGCUGUCACCAAGCUGUCACACCA
Messenger RNA from Suillus subalutaceus, 1371 nucleotides. Its product is annotated as eukaryotic translation initiation factor 2 subunit alpha. Gene Ontology annotation, molecular function: ribosome binding; RNA binding; translation initiation factor activity. The coding region runs from base 82 to 1122 and encodes 346 amino acids. Gene Ontology annotation, cellular component: eukaryotic 48S preinitiation complex; eukaryotic translation initiation factor 2B complex; eukaryotic translation initiation factor 2 complex. The record is from RefSeq and is a predicted model, not a curated record. NCBI's taxonomy places the organism in Eukaryota, Fungi, Basidiomycota, Agaricomycetes, Boletales, Suillaceae. The transcript is spliced from 7 exons.